Fusarium pseudograminearum CS3096 is the source of this 864-nucleotide messenger RNA. It is a transcript of the gene HETS, whose product is annotated as HETS. The record is from RefSeq and is a predicted model, not a curated record. The transcript has a single exon. The coding region runs from base 1 to 864 and encodes 287 amino acids. Lineage: Eukaryota; Fungi; Ascomycota; Sordariomycetes; Hypocreales; Nectriaceae.
AUGGCCGAGGUCUUUGGUGCGGUUGCCGGUGCUAUUAGCAUCGCUGCCCUUUUCAACAAUUGCAUUGACUGUUUCGACUACAUCCAGAUUGCCCGACAUUUCGGCGACGAUUUCUCCAAGUACCAGCUUAGACUCGAUGUCGCGAAGUGUCGGCUGUCGAGAUGGGGUGCAGCCGUCAAUGUCAACGACGACCCACGAUUCUGUAAUAAUGCUUCAAAGGAUCAAACAACGACGUUGGCCGAGACUCUGCUGGGAGAGAUAGUGGCAAGGUUCGAAUCAGCACAAAAGUCUUCACUGUUAUAUAAGACGGUAUCUCGAGACCCAGAAUUGGAAAUUUGUUCUGAAGCAGAUCUCGGCGCAGUCCCCCAGCGCCUGCACACUCACUUCCGGACACUCACCAUGCAGCGACAGAAUCGCGUUGGGCUGACCAAGAAAGCAUACUGGGCAAUCUACGACAAGAAUAAGAUGGGAAGAUUGAUUGACGACAUCUUCGACUUCAUUAAUGACUUGGAGAAAGUUUUCCCUGCUACCCCUCAGGCUACCAGUCGAUUGGUCGAGAUGGAUAUUGAGGAAGUCAAUGACCAACAGGGAUUGAAGAUGAUCCAAGGUGCGGCUAAAGACUUGGAUCCUAUCUUGGCAGAUACGACUGAAAGCAAACUUCAAGAAAUCACUGGCCAGAACACUGCUGGGUACAUCAGUGGGAAGGGAAGGACUAAUAUUGGCCAUACAUUUGUAAACGAUUCAUUUGUACAAUCGAAGGGGUUUUGCGACAACACAUUCAACCACGUCGAUGAGAUCAAUUUGGAUGAGACUGCACGAGUAAACAUUGGGAAUACGUAUGGUGGCAAGGGCUUCUGGGACUGA